UUGUUUACUUUCAGUCAUUAUGGCGCAGCAGAGGGCAAAGCGCUCAAAAGCCUGGGCUCACUACACUCGACUAACAGGAGACACGGCGUCUUGUAACAUAUGUAGAAAGAUAAUUUCGAACAAAGGAGGUAACACGAGUAACCUCAUUAAACACGUACAGCUGCGACACUUUAUAAACGUGAGGCAGAGCAGCGUGCUUGACUGUUUUAGCGGAGCUAACGUGUGCGCCGCAGCUGCUGCUGCUCUACACUCGGUGCAACGUCACAGCCCGGAUGCUCAUACAAACUCUAAAGGUUUGGAUCUCAACCAUGAAGAAUUCUUUGAGGACGUUCCCUUUAUGCAGAAUGCUUUGAAUCAGAACUAUGUCCCAGAUGCAGUGCUGCCACCCGGGGAGCCGUGGCUCCACGGCGGCCCCACUCGAGCGGUGCUGUCCCUGCCUUCCUGCCUGCUCCUGUGUGAGGACUUUGGGUCAGGGAUAUCUGUUGCUGGAUCUUCUGGCGUGGAGCAGUUGGGAGAGAUGAAAGUGUAUGCCAAGUGUCACCUUCAACUAGGCGUCAUGUUUGGGCCAUAUGUCGGAGAAACCUGUAGAGGACAAAUGCCGGCCAAUCUCAAAUAUGCCUGGGCUAUUAGAGAUGAUGCUUCUUUCAUCUACGUCGAUGCUUCUGAUGAAAACAAGUCCAACUGGAUGAGGUAUAUAAGAUACACGAGCAGUGAGGAGGAACACAAUCUGUUUGUCUUCCAGUUUUAUCGUCACAUCUACUACAGGGUUUCCAAGCCCAUCACAGAGGGAGCAGAGCUCAGGGUCUGGAUUGGCAAGGACUACGCCUCCCUGCUGGGCCUGGGCUUAGGCGACAGUGUGAAAUGUGAAAUUGGAGAGAAGGAAGCAGCUCUGCGCCUCCUGCAGGACAUCCAGCUGGUCACCCUCCCAGAGCCCAGCAGCACUUCCCUCUGGUCAGAUCAAAGCCAAUCACAGAGCCCAAUGCCUGUAAUUAGUGACGUAACAACAGUGUCAAACCCAGAUGCAGCUUCUGAGCCAGGAGGGCUUUCUGGGUCUGCCUUUGCCUCCGCUCCCAUUGUCUCUUUCCCAUCCCCUAGCUGUCAUGUGAUGGAAAAGUACGACUUUAUGCCUGGAACUGAGAAACUGCUGACUAACCCGAAUGCCACGCAGAACAGCCCGUGGUACUUUUUUGGGUUUGAGCCAGACCCAACGGGUCGCCCUCUGGACCGGGGCACAGCAGUGUGUAAGCUGUGUGGAGACCAUGUGGGCUGUGCUGGAGGAGGAUUGGAUCUGCAAAACCACCUGAUGUCCAAGCACCACAUCAGACUACGUGAGGGUGUCAAGGAGAGAGUUCCUCCAAUAAUGGCAGGUCCACAACGCUUCCAGCCAACGGUGUUCAGCAGCGGCCUGGUCAGCACACUCCCCCAGCUUUUGUCAUCUCAGGUGACUGAUGCCAUCGCCAACUUUCUCAUCAUGGAUCUCCAGCCUGCUGCUCUGGUGGAAGGGGAAGGCUUCAGACAGCUGAUCCACACCAUCUUGCCCUCCUGCAAGGAGCUGCCGUCACCUCGCCAGCUGGAGAACCUCCUGAAAGACCACCACACCAAGGGCAAGGCGAGCCUCGCUCAGAUGCUGAGGAAACUAGUAAGUGGAGAUGACGCGGAGAUGUCUGACUACACUGCUCCCAUCGAGUGUGAGCCCAGGAGACGUGGGCGGCCUCCCAGCCAUCGUAGGGAAGUUCCUCAUCAUGUCACUUUAAGUAUAGAUAUUUGGUCCCAUGACUGGCAGGGAGACACCGAGAAGUACCUCACCCUGUGGGCACACUGGAUAGACUCAAAUUUUAAUUCAAAGAAUGUGGCCCUAUCAACCCAAAGACUGUUGGAGAGCGGGAUGAAAGACUACACCCUUCAAGCAGUGGAGGCCCAGGUGAAAAUCAUGGCACUGGAGUGGGGAAUCUCCCAGUCUCACUUAAUCCUCAUAGGAGGAGAAGGAAGGAACAAAAUCAGGUUGGGAACAAUAAAGACGGAGAAAGGUAGAGAAGCUGCAGGAAGUGUCCCUCACCCAAACUCCACUACGUUUCUUGAGAGGGAAGACUCGGUGUCACCGGAGGAACCAUGUGGCUCCGAGUACAGCCUUUUCAGUGAGGGACUACCGUUUGUUCCGUGUUUCUUCAGUGCAGUGCAGGAGUGCAUUGAGGAAGUGAUGUCACAUCCUGUCAUCUCCAAGACACUCUGCCAAUUUCAGAGUAUUCUUUCAACUUUGUUCCUGUCGUGUGCUCAGAACAGGGGCUCAUAUCAAUAUCACGUUCAGAGUCUGUUGCAGACACUGACAAGAGAAGAACACGCAGAGCUGAAGUCGUGGGCUCAUAGUCGGCCAACGUGGAAUAAGCUCUACCCUCUACUGAGCAUGUUGGUCAAGCACAAAAGCCUUUUCUGUGAUCUAAUAAAAGAUAUCACAGGGGAGAACUUAAUGAAAGGAGACACUGCUUCAGAAACCAGCUCUUCUGGUAGCUGCCACGCAAACUCCACCUCCAACACAUCCUCAGCAAAUGUGACAAUGCGUUCUGAAUGGAAGGUUCUUGAGGAGCUGUGUUUGGUCCUCAGGCCUCUGGACGUGGCUUGUCGAACCCUCGCCAAAGAGGUCUUCCCCCGUCUGUCCCUCAUCAAACCCAUUCUCAUCGGCCUGCUCUCCCGCCACCUCGUGUCCCGGCCGGGUGAUUCGUCGUCCAUCUUGAAGGAGGUGAAGAAGACGAUGAGGCGGAGCUUGGCGAGUUGUUAUGACAACCCUGUUGUGAAUAGGGUGCUGUGUGUGGCUUGUUCCCUUGACCCACAGUUCCAUGGGCUGGGGUUCAUGGAGGAGAAGGAGCAGACCACCACAUUUGACUGGCUGAAGAAAGAGGCCGUCAGGAUCGUGAAGGAGGACAGGAAGAGGAGGAGCCAAGGGAAGAGCCACAUUAAGAGAAGCCCCUCCCCUGAGUCUCCGGAGUCUGAGAGUGACAUCCUGCGGAGGAGCAAACGUCUCAGAGAGUCUCGUCCAAUCAACUUCAGAGAGAUUGAUGACGAAGACGAAGAGAGUGACGUAGGCGACACUGAUGAGAACGAAUCACCUGACCCGACCUCUCAGGGUGGACUCUCUGGAAUGGAGUUCCUGCUGGGAGAUCUGUUCUGCUCUGCCCCUCGGAGCAGGCAGAGUUCUGUGGAGGAGUCUAUAGACAUGGAGAUGUCCGUCUUCAGGGCCGACAAGGGGGCCUCACUGGGUGUGGAGCCCCUGCAGUGGUGGAGGACAAAGGCGGUGCAGUUCCCACUCUUGGCCAUUGUGGCACGGACUUACCUGGCCGCUCCCGCCGUGGCAGGAAAUGCCGUGAAGGACUUUGUGCAGGACGGAGCAGGAGCCUCAUACAGGAAGAGGGCAAACAUUUCGCCUGAGAGUUUGGACACAAUCCUGUUUCUACACCACAACCACGUGCCCGCUUAUGAGGCUGGGCAGCCGGCAGCAAGGAAUGAUGACAAGAACAGUGGGAAUGAAAAGGUCCCAUGAACACACACACACACACACCAUUUUCACAUGCUCUGAUUUUAACUCAUUGCAUUACAAACUAUAUGUGAAGCCUCCUUUCAAUCAAGAGGUUCAGUGACCAAUUAUUACAAAUGACAAUUUUUCAUGUCUUGUUUAAUGUUGCUGAGUCACCAAAACUUAAUGUUUUCGCCCAGUUGUAGAUGUUAGUUCAUAUAUUUCUUUUUUUUUUUUUUUUUAUUGAAAGUACUGAAUAUAAUUUCAGUGCAGACAUAACAUGUAGAUUGGAGAGGCAGACCAUUAGUGUUGUUCAAUAACUGGUUACUGAAGUUAAGGAAUUACUUUACAUUAUUACACAGUUAUAGAAAAGAUAGAAAACCCCAUAUUGGUCAGCCUCUGCUACUAUCUGCUACAGUAUGUAAACAGAGUGGUGUCAUACUAGAGCGACACAUUGUAGCCAAUCAGUUCCACUUAGAAGAACACAAUGCAUUAAACAGAGGCUAACUCUGGAGCAUUUCGGGUUCUUUCUUCUUGGCAUGUGUCUGUUUAUUGCAAGAAGACAAACUUUGAGAAGGCUGCAAGGAAAAACACUCCUUGAGCUCCACCCUUAAACACCCGGACUACUGUGCUUGGUACCACAACAGAAGGCUGGGACGGUAUGGAUUGGUUAUUUUGGUAGCCUUCCCAACGUUUGACAAUAAAAACGUAAUAAUAAUUGCAUUACGUAACAAACUGUCCCGCUUGGUUGAGACGGGGCUGUAACACUUUACCUCCUCUACAUAUACAUUUGAUUACUUCCAUAAACCACAGUUCUCAUCUCAAAGUUAGCGCCCUGGAAAAAAUAACUCAAUUGACAGCUUGAAGUAAAUAGCACAUUAUGGAAGUUUGACCAUGACAUUUUUUCAUUCAUUCUCUUUAAUUCAGUCUAUGAUGUACACGUCAGAAUGAUUUUACCAUUUUGUUUUGUUUUUAUUUCCCGGGAACUUAAGAGGACAGACAAAAAGAAAAUUCACUUCAUGUAGUGUGUAUGUGGUAGACUACUCUACUACUGAUUUGCAUUUAAAGGUCUAGUGUGUAAUAUUAUGGAGGAUUUAUUUGCAGAAUUUGCACAUACCAUGUUUGUAUUUGUGAAAAUUGUUUUUGUAGCAUUAGAAUUAGAGCUGUGUAUUGGCAAGAUGUAUGGAGGUGAUAUUGUGAUGUAUUUGGAUACUAUAAGCAAGGAGAUAAAUAGCACCCCCUCCACCAUUAUUAUGGUUUAGACAAAUACAUAUUAUAUGCAUAGACUACAUACAGUUGUCUUUGUCUAAUGAGAGGAGUUGAAGUUAAAUACAACACAAAACUACUGUCAGAAAACCAAUGUCAAGAAUAUUUCCAUACUGAUACUAGUGGUAGACCUAUUAAUUAAUUGUGUUGAUAUUUCAUUGAUUUAUUCAUUCAUUCAUUCAUUCAUUCAAUCAUCUUCUGACAUAGGGCAAAAGGCAUGGUACACCCUGGACGUAGAGACAAACAACCAUUCACUCUCACAGUCACAGUUUUGAAUGAUCGAUAUUAUUACAAACUGUGCUUUUGUUGUUCUCAGAAUCUUUAUUUUAAAUGUUGCCAAGUCACAAAAACAUUAUUUUUUUUAUCCAAAUGGUUUUUUUUUGUUUGGUUUUUUUUACUUUUGAUGACCGUACAUGUUUCAUAUUCAGUUUAUGCGUUAUUUUUAUUGAAAAUACUGCAGUGCAGACAUAAAAUGUAGAUUGGACAGACCAUGAGUAUUUUUCAAUAACUGGUUAUUGAGGUCACACAUUAAAUAUGAAAACAUAUUUCAUAUUUAAUAUAUCAGAUGGAGGAAAAAAAGAAAAACGGCUAAAUUUAUGGGCCAAACAUUUAUUGGCAUUACUUAUCAGCCAACAGCUGCCCUUAUUUCUAAAAAUCAGUAUCGUCUAUAGAAGAACCCAUAUUGGCUGACCUCUAAUCAAUAUAGCACUUAAAAUUAAGAAAAUUAAAAAAAGAUUAUACACCAUGGAAUAUUGAGAUAUUUUAUUUUAUCUAUAUUUUCUUUCACCUUCAGUAAGAACAUGCAUUUCAACAGCAGCCCGAAAAUACUUGUUACAGUAAUAUUAUGAGGGCUGCAACAAUUAUGUAAUUAAUUGAUGAUUAAUAGUGAGCUGAUGAUUAACUAAAUCAAUCAUCAACUAUUUCGAUCAUCGAUUAUUCUGUUUUAGAGGUUUUUUUCAAUAAUAAAAACAAGCUUUCUGAUUUUUUACAAUAAUGGUCCUUUUCCAUUACACAGUUCUAUCCCUUCUCGACACUACUGGACUCAGCUCUACUCAGUUUGGUAUCAAGCACGUCGUUUUCCAUGACGUCAUAGUUCCUCCUCAUCGUGGGCAGGGUCGUCAAAGCACGGCUGCACUAAACUGCCUUGUUUUUUAUAUGCAAAACAAACUAGUGACAGGCAAAGCAGUUGUUUUCGGUGUACUGAAUCAUUAGACUCAGUUAAUUGAAAAGAUUGGUUCCUGCGUGAUCGGACUACAGACUCCGUCUGACACAGUAUGAUGGAAAAGCACCAUGAGAUGCCACUUAUUCUUACACACUGGACCUUUAACUUUGUUGUGUAGCAUCUAGUGCCUUACCUUGUUGAAAUGCUAUCAGACAUUACCUUCAAAAGUAUCCCCAUUUUUUAUGUCAAAUUGAAAUCAGUGUAUACACUAGAGAAUGACUUGCAUUGUGUGUAGACAGUCAAAUACCACUGUAGUAUUAGUAUGUACACUAGUAUAUAUAGUAUAUGUAUGACUUGCACCAUAUGGCUUAAGCAUUUUGACGACAGUAUAUUCUGUAUCAUGAAUCUGUAUGUUGUGAAAGACAAUACCAAAGACUAAAUAUUAGUUCACUUUUUUAUUAACUUGUGUUUUCUUUAUGUUCUAGAAGGAAUUUAAGUUUUAAAGGUCUGGUCUGUAGGAUUUAGAGGGAUCUAUACGCAGAAAUUAAAUGUAAUAUUCAGGAGUAUGUUUUUUCUGUUGUGUCAUCAUCUGAAACUAAGAGUGGUUGUGUUUGUGUUGGUUUAGAAUGAUUCUUCUACUUCUGGACCAUGUCCUCUUCUGCAGAGCCCACCAGGUGGCACCAGUGUGUUUUCACAGCAGCUCAGAAGGGACAAACCAAACACUGGCCUUUUAUAUUUUAACAUCACCUGAAGGA
Solea solea (common sole) is the source of this 6688-nucleotide messenger RNA. RefSeq lists its product as uncharacterized. Gene Ontology annotation, molecular function: protein dimerization activity; DNA binding. The coding region runs from base 20 to 3532 and encodes 1170 amino acids. Lineage: Eukaryota; Metazoa; Chordata; Actinopteri; Pleuronectiformes; Soleidae. Gene Ontology annotation, biological process: regulation of transcription by RNA polymerase II. Gene Ontology annotation, cellular component: nucleus. The transcript is spliced from 7 exons. The record is from RefSeq and is a predicted model, not a curated record.